Gossypium raimondii (Peruvian cotton) is the source of this 979-nucleotide messenger RNA. RefSeq lists its product as uncharacterized. The coding region runs from base 452 to 850 and encodes 132 amino acids. The record is from RefSeq and is a predicted model, not a curated record. The transcript has 4 exons. Lineage: Eukaryota; Viridiplantae; Streptophyta; Magnoliopsida; Malvales; Malvaceae. Gene Ontology annotation, molecular function: nucleic acid binding; zinc ion binding.
UUAAUUGUUUGUGAGGCGCCAGGGCCACUGCCGGGGCGUGGGGUAUAUCAAUAAGAAGUAACCGCCACUGACGUUUCCGUUUUGACCAUAGACCACCAUUCUUUUGAAAAAACAGUAACGGCUGGUUUCUGAGUUUUUCCUUGGUGCUAAAUAUUGCCAUUCAUGGCCUCAAAAUUUGUAGCUUUGCUUUUACUCUUUUUUGUCUCCUACAAACUGAAAAUUCAAGAACCAAACUUAUCCUAGUAAAAUCCGAGCUGUACUCAGAAGGAAUCAAUUUCUUGCCUUUUGAAUCAUCUCCUUCCACGUUUCCUUCGCCACCAGCAUUGUCUCCACGUGUUCUAUCGGGAGGGAUUCUGUUCUUCCUCAAUGACUUCUUUAUUAACCCCUCCUUCCCAUCUCCAGUUUCGCACUACACACCUUAAUUUCCGUAGACAACUUAACUUUGGUGGCAAUGGCUGAUGAUGAUAUGAAGCUUCAACAGCCAGUGGAUGAAAACAAUGUUCCUGACACCCCAGAACCUGAAACUGAGGGAAUUCCUGAAGACUCUUCUUCCAAAGCUAGGGACCCCAUUCCAACUCCUCCAGUGAGUCCUGCAUGUCGUGAUAUCUGGAGAGAGCAACGGUGGAAGGAUAUUUUAAGCAAAGAGGAGCGGACACAGCGCUGUUCACGCUGCCGGGAGAUAGGGCAUGCUCAUAUUCAUUGUCCUUAUCCGUUCUAUCCUGUGAAGUUUUUAACAGAAGCAUUUCCCGUGCCAAUGGUCUGGAGACCUCCAAAAGGGAAAUACCGAUGCAGUCGCUGUGGUCGACGUGGACACAACCGCCGCACUUGUCAUGGACCUGUUUUCUAUUAAAUAGGUUGUUUGUUUGUGUUUUCUGCCAUGCUGAACUUUUGGACAUCUUUGUUUGCUGGGCUUUUCUAUGGUGUUUUUCUUUUAAACCGUUAAGACAAGGGAUAUUUAUAUCUGUGGUUGAAAUAGACA